AUUAAAAUUCCUUAUUAUUCCAUGAGUCAAAUGAAUGAAAUUACCUUAGAAAUCGAUGAAAAAAUUGACGAUAAAAUUGAACCCAUUAUAAAAAUAGAAGUUUCGCGAAAUGAAGUUUAUCUCGUUAUCUAUAGUCAUGAAGAUCUUUCGAUUGUUUGUUGGAAUAUUCUAUUUAAAGACCCAUUUAUAGAAAAUACGGUUAAAUUAAGUGAAGAAGCGAAUUUUGACUUACAUUAUAUGUGUGUUUCUAAUAAUGGAGAACUUGUGUAUAUCAGUAAAAAUGGAACUUUAAAAAUAUACGAUAUGAAAUGUGACCAAAAAAUUAAAUUAAAUUGGAAUAAUCGUAAAAGUUACGAUUACUGUACCUUUAACUCAGAACGUGUUCUUAUUUUAUACAAUGAUGAACAUAAAAGAUUUUUAUUUUAUUCCACGCAAACUAAAAAUAAUAUAUGGUAUUGCGUAGGAACGUUUCAAAUAUCUACAUAUUUUGAAGAUUUUAGGUUGAUUAGCAUAUCAUGCAAUAAUGAAUGUUAUUUAUUUUCAAAUAAAUCUAUUUAUAAAUGGGAUCUUAAUACUUUUAUGAGUACAAAAAUAUUGGUGAUUGACGAAAAUAUUGGAGAAAAUAUCAGAGAAAAUAUCCGAAUUAUCGACAAUGAGAAGUUUAUUUGUACGAGAAUCAAGGAUAAAAUCAUUAUUUAUUCAGUUGAAUUGAAAAUUCCAGUUGCUUCCUUGAAUUUAAAUAAUGAUAUUCAACCAAGUAUGCUUGACAAAUAUCCUACUUUAUGUUCUCUAUUAUUUUCGGAUUCCAUGAUUAUGAAGGAUUAUUGGAAAAAGUAUUUAUGCCAAUUAAAAAAACAGAAUGACUUAUUACCAAAAGAAUUUUUUCCAAGUGUCAUUCGAGCUACAAGUGAACACAUAUUCGUAUUUAUAGAUGGAAAUAUUUGGAAAAUUGAUUUGAAAAAAACGAUGACCAAUGAAGAAUAUGAUAAUGACGUUAAGAUCAAUGAGGAAAUGAGUAAGAUGUAUGAUCACUUACAUAUUCUUUUUCUUAAUUCAUAUAUGGAUACUGUACGUGAAUUAUUUCAAGAAGCUAUAACAAAUUAUAAUAGUAAAUAUGAACUAAAAGCGAGUCAAAAUUCGAUUGAAUGGAGAAUUACUUGUAAUGAUUACAAAAUUAAACUGCAAGUUUUUAAAAAUAAUGUUUCAAUUUGCACGAGAGAUGUAAAGUUUGUAGAGUUAACAGUGGUUUCAUCAUUACUUGGAUUUAAAUUAAUUAACGACGAUGACAUCAUCAUAUUAACAAGUAUCGGUCCUUUAAUUUUCCAUUUUAAUGAGAAUGAUAAAUCCAUUUCUUUAAGCUAUUAUUAUUAUUAUAUAAUUCUCAAUUCAAUCAGUAAAGAUAAUACAAAACUUUUACAAAUAUUUUCAAAACCUACUUUACCUUUACCAAAUCAUGAGAGUUUUAAAUAUAAUGUUGAAUGGGUUUUAGAUGUAAAAAAUAAUAAAUCAAGUCUCUUAAAAUAUGGUGUAGGAUUAUUAAAAUUUGCAAUUAAAGAACAUAAGUUAGAAUUAAUAGAAGAAAUUUAUAAAAAAUGUAUAAAUUAUUUUGAAAAGGAUUUUAAUAACAUAAUGUUUUUAAGUAUCAUUAAUUCUAACUUGCCAUUACUGGAUAAACAUUACCCAGAAUAUAUAUUAAGAUACUCAUUGGAAACAGAAAUUAUCGUAGAUUCACCCUCUUAUAAUAUAGUAAACAGUUUACAUCUUUCCUCUUUUCAAUUUCCUCAAAAAGAUUAUCAAUUUAAAGCAUUCUUUGAACAGUUUAUAUAUUUGAAAUCAUUUCGUCGUACUUUUUAUAGAAUAAUAAGAUUUAUCAAUUUUGAUUUUAAUACUGUUAUAACUAAAAAAACACCAUCAUUUAUUUUCGCAAGUCCAUAUAUUAACUUUGUAAACUAUCCAAAAGAUUACAAUAGGUUUUUAGAAUUAUUUUGGCCUCAGCCCAGUCCAUUUAUUGAAACAAUAGAUAGUGAUAUUUAUAAAACAUGGAGUGGAGAAGCAUUACUUAAUUUUAAAUGGAAGAAAUAUGGAAUAGUUUAUCAUAUAUUUAUUUGGAGUGGAUAUUUAAUUUUACUUAUAUGUUUUAAUGUAGCUGCCGGAAUUUCUCAACAAGAAUAUGUAGAUAUUCAAAAAAUACUUUUUAUUAUUUCAACUUUAUUUGAAUUUAUUUAUCUAAGUUUUGAAGUUCGUCAGUUUAUUUAUAAUCCUAUUAAAUGGAUUCUUGAUAUUGGGAAAAUAUAUGAUGAACGUAUAGUUAAUGAUGACCCUAACAAUCCUUGGAAUUUGACCCCUAAUUAUCAAGUAUUUGAAAAUAAUACUAGCAUUAAUCCCAAUUUAUUUAUUUUACAAAAACCUGAUGAGAACACAAACAUGUUUACAACCUUCGCUACUUCAUUUUUUGCAACAUGUUUAUUACUCACUGGCGAUACAAGUUCCUUUUCUAAUUGGUCAUAUGAAGAAAAUCCUACACUUAUGAUAUUGGUGGUUUUGUUCGCAUUCUUUAUGGCUAUUUAUAUUCUGAAUGUAUUUAUCACUCUAUUUAGUGAGGCAACCGUAGAUCACGAAGACUCAUUUUUGAUAACAAGAGCAGAGUAUUUGGCUAAAAUUGAGUUAUUUUACCUAUUACCACAUCAAAGACGUUGGAAUGACUGGUUUCCUGAAGUGGUAUAUUAUUGUGCUAAUAUUGAUGAGACUCGUAAAAAAGUUAAAAAAAUGAUUGAUAAGGGUGAAUGGAAUAUCAAUAAAAUUCCAGAAUCGAAAAAAAAAUUAAUGGAAAAACUCAAUAUUCCACUUGAAUAUGAAAUUUCUUUACAGGAUAUAUUAGAAGAAAUACGAGAAAUGAAGAAUUCCUCACAAAAUAUGUUAACAGAAAUGCAAGAAAUAAAGAAGAGAUUACCAUAA
Rhizophagus irregularis DAOM 181602=DAOM 197198 is the source of this 2955-nucleotide messenger RNA. RefSeq lists its product as uncharacterized. Lineage: Eukaryota; Fungi; Glomeromycota; Glomeromycetes; Glomerales; Glomeraceae. The record is from RefSeq and is a predicted model, not a curated record.